AAUGUCUCAAAAUUGGCUCAAAGAUGUAAACAAUUUAACGAAUGCUUAUUUAGUUAUGAUAACUAUUAUAUAUAUAUAUUAAUAUUGUUGUGUGAAAUGAUCCUAAAUGUAUUUAUCAUAAAAUUUAUACCAUAUACUGAAAUUGAUUGGGAAACAUAUAUGAAACACAUAUCCAUAUAUAAAAAAGGAAUUUAUAAUUAUACUAAACUUGAAGGCCCAACUGGACCUUGUGUAUAUCCUGCAGGAUUUGUUUAUAUAUAUUCAACUAUGUAUUCUAUCACUAAUAAAGGAAAAAACCUUAAAAUGGCUCAAUAUAUUUUUUCGAUGAUUUAUAUAUUCAACUUAAUGUUAGUGUUAAAUAUUUACAGAAAAUCAAAAAGGGUUCCAAUAUAUUUUUUGAUACUGAUCUCAAUAACUUCUUAUCGUGUUCAUUCUAUAUAUGUAUUAAGAAUGUUUAAUGACACUUUAUCAAUAUUACUUUUACAUAUUGGAUUAAAUUUCUUGUUAUAUCAAAGAUAUACUUUAUCAUCCAUAUUCUUGAGUUUAGCCCUUUCUGUUAAGAUGAACAUUUUAUUAUAUUUUCCUGCAUAUGGCAUAAUAUUGGUCCUAUCCAAGGGGAUAGAAUAUGGAAUUUUACAAGCUUUCCUUAUGUUAUUUAUUCAGGUCAUUCUGGGAUUAUCUUUUUUACUGGAAUCGGCUCCAGCUUACCUUAAUAGGGCCUUCCAACUCGGACGACAGUUUGAUUACAAAUGGACCGUCAAUUGGAGAUUCGUAUCACCCGUCUUAUUUUCCUCCCGCGGUUUUCACGUCGCUUUAUUAGCACUCCACCUAACGUUUUUAACCUAUUUCAUUUGCGGGGUAUGGAUUAGAAAAUGUAACUUAUCUAUCUGGUCAAUGCUAUAUCGCCGCGUCUCUUCUAUCAAAAUGGAUGCUAACGAUAUAAUGUCCUGCAUGUUUAUAAGCAAUUUCCUGGGAGUAAUGUUCGCUCGAUCGUUGCAUUACCAAUUUUACGUGUGGUACUAUUACUCCAUACCUUUUUUGCUAUGGACAGCCUACCCGCCUGGUCAUCCCUUUUACAAAUUAUUCGGUAGAACCAAUUUUAAAUUAUUAAUAUGGGGCCUGAUCGAAUAUUGCUGGAAUGUUUACCCUUCCACCGUUGUUAGCAGCCUGACUCUUAACGCUUGUCAUUGUGUUAUAUUAAUCGGACUUUUAUAUCCCUUGUUAAACUUGAAAAAAGAGAAAACUAAAAUAGCCAAAUUGAAUUAAUACAUUUUUUAUAAAUAAUCGUGAUUAUAAUUGAUUGUUAAUAAUUUUUUCUUAAUUAUAGAUGUUUAU
Gordionus sp. m RMFG-2023 is the source of this 1335-nucleotide messenger RNA. RefSeq names its product lethal(2)neighbour of Tid protein-like. Gene Ontology annotation, molecular function: dol-P-Man:Man(5)GlcNAc(2)-PP-Dol alpha-1,3-mannosyltransferase activity. The transcript is spliced from 9 exons. Bases 97 to 1266 code for a protein of 389 amino acids. Lineage: Eukaryota; Metazoa; Nematomorpha; Gordioida; Chordodea; Parachordodidae. Gene Ontology annotation, cellular component: endoplasmic reticulum. The record is from RefSeq and is a predicted model, not a curated record.